AUGGAGAGAGUAUGCGAUCCAUGCUGGACAUGUCGCAACCGCCGCAUCCAAUGCGACCAGUCCGGAACGCCAUGCGCCAAGUGCGAGAAGGCUGGCAUGGAAUGCUUCGACAAAAGACCUAUUAGGUGGGUUAAAGGAGUGGCGAUUCGCGGCAAGAUGCAAGGCCGUACGCACGAGGGUAUAUCGAAUGGCUCUCCUGUGCACAACUCUAGAAUUACCAAGUCCGCACCAUCAACACCCAAGAAAUCGCAUCGCGCGCUGGUCCAAGCUUCUGCUGGCAAUAAUGAACGUAUCUGCAAAUUGUUCAUUGUAUACGACAGCGACAGAAAUCCAUUCCGGAGUUUGAUUUCCUUUGGAUUGAAAGAUCCCGUCCUACAGAAAGGUAUCCUUGCUCUGGCGGCACGCCACCGUGCAAAUACAGGCCAGUCGUUCCAUCAGCUUCAAGCUCCGACAUCCGAUGGUCUCGUUAAUGCCAAUCGUGAUGCGCUACUUUUCAAGCACCAAGCUAUGGAGGCUCUCUCCCGGGUACUUGGCGACGAAACAAUAGUGAAAAGUGACACCACCGUUGCUAGCAUAUUCCUUCUGAUUUUCCUGGACCUACUCGAGUUUGGAAGUGAUGGUUGGAAUUUCCACCUUGAGGGUGCUAAGGGGUUGAUUGCAUUACACCGGCCGCUGCUGGAGGCACAGGCUGGAGUUAAUAAUGGACCUGGCCAGACGGUACAGGAGAUUUGGGGGUUCAUCUCCAAUCAGAUUCAUCUAAUUGAAACGCUGGGAGCAACAUUUUUACGACCAAAAGUACUAUCAGAAUUUAUGUUUAACGGCCAGGCAUCAACGCAACCCCAAGAAGAAAUUGAACAAUCUUUCCUUGGAUGUCCGGAGUUCCUGUUGUCAGCGAUACAAUUUCUCUCCAACGAGAGGGACGCCAUCGCAGGAAAGCUACCAGACGGUGCUGCUCUCCAAACACAUAUACAAGAUACCACCGCAAUGCUGGAACUCAUACAAAAGUUUGACUGUUACGCCUGGACUCUGAGUCUCCAACGUUCAAAGCAGCCUUCCACAGACGAAAUCAGUAAUCUCUGCAAAUUAUCACAGACAUUCAAAACCGGGGCAUUGAUAUAUGGGAGACGCGUUCUUGAUGCACUCACGGAAACCAUCACAGAGCAGGAUGAUUUGGUCUCCGAGCUGUUGGGUUUGAUUGCUAGUUUGAAAGACGAUGAUGCACUUUUCAAAUGUGUUCUGUGGGCUAUCUUUGUGGCGGGCUUGGAGUGUCGUUCUCAGGCCCAGAAAGACUUUUUGGUCGAAUCUUUGGAGAAGUUCUGGACUGAUACGAGCUGUUCGAAUGUCAUGACUGCAGCAAAGAUUCUGAAAGAUUACUGGGACCAGGAAGACGGCUUGGAGACUUCGUCGCGGUGGAUUUUUGAUAUUGGCCGCUUAGGUCGUGACUGUCUUCUGAUUUAA
Penicillium coprophilum is the source of this 1458-nucleotide messenger RNA. Its product is annotated as Zn(II)2Cys6 transcription factor. Bases 1 to 1458 code for a protein of 485 amino acids. Gene Ontology annotation, cellular component: nucleus. The transcript is spliced from 3 exons. The record is from RefSeq and is a predicted model, not a curated record. Gene Ontology annotation, molecular function: zinc ion binding; transcription cis-regulatory region binding; DNA-binding transcription factor activity, RNA polymerase II-specific. Gene Ontology annotation, biological process: positive regulation of transcription by RNA polymerase II. NCBI's taxonomy places the organism in Eukaryota, Fungi, Ascomycota, Eurotiomycetes, Eurotiales, Aspergillaceae.